This is a messenger RNA of Zophobas morio, 1122 nucleotides long. RefSeq names its product zinc finger protein 711-like. Lineage: Eukaryota; Metazoa; Arthropoda; Insecta; Coleoptera; Tenebrionidae. Gene Ontology annotation, biological process: positive regulation of transcription by RNA polymerase II. Gene Ontology annotation, cellular component: nucleus. The record is from RefSeq and is a predicted model, not a curated record. Bases 1 to 1122 code for a protein of 373 amino acids. The transcript has a single exon.
AUGUCAAGUUUGGAAUACUGUGAAGCAAUCGCAACAGGUAGGAGUUCUUCUUGGAAAAACGUCCACAACUGUGAAUUAUGCUCCUACUUUACACUAUCAUUCUUUCUUAUGACGAACCACAUGAGGCGACAUCGUUCUUGUCUGGAAAAAUUUUCGUGCGAAAACACUAAAAUUGAAGUGUAUUACUGUAAGGAUUGUGAUUUUAAAACAGAACUAACGAUUUUGUUCAAACAACACAUUAAUGAAGAUCACGGCCUUAAGAGAAAAUUUAGAAAGGAUUUAUCAAGUGAAGACUUCUGCAUACGAAGCUACCUUUGCGAAAAAUGCAACUUCGAAACAAAUUUCUCAUUAAAGUGGUUUGAGCAUACUUCAGUAUGCACGGGGACGAAAGAAAAUCUUCAAAAUGUGAGUUUUGUGAAAGAGAAUGUGAUAUACAGUUUUGAUUCCGAGCAAACUGACAAAACACGUUGGUAUUACUGCACCGAAUGUUCCUACAAAAGCAAAGUCAAACGUAAUUUCAAACGUCAUGUUAUAAGAAAUCAUAAUUCGAAUAAGCGAUAUGCAUGUGACAAGUGUCCGUAUAAAACUAAAGAUAAAUCAAAUUUGAAAAGGCACAUAAAUCUGCGCCAUGUAGAUGAACAAAAAGUUGAAUGGCACAAUUGCCAAAAUUGUCCAUUCAAGACCAAAUUAAAAAGUAGCUUAUUUAGACACAUAAAGAACUUACACUUGAACAACAAAAACGUCAGGUGGUAUGAAUGCAAUGAGUGUUCUUUCAAAACUAAGCGUAAAGAAAACUUAAACAUACACGUAACUGUAAAACAUCUAGACGAAGAAAAAAUUAAGUGGCACAAAUGUGAAAAUUGUUCAUACAAAUGUAAUCAUGCAUCGAGUUUAAAACGUCAUGUCAUUCAUCAACAUUUGAAGGAAGGAGAAGUUAAGUGGUACGAAUGUAACGAUUGUUCAUACAAAAGUAAAAUGAAAGAAGAUUUAAAAAAGCAUGGAACUGUCCAUUUGGAGAUCAAACCGUAUCAGUGCGAUUAUUGUCCAUUUAAGACAAAACACCCGCAUAGUUUAAAGCGUCAUAUAAAUAACCACCAUUACGAUAGAAUUGAAGCUAAGUAG